GGACGGGCGCGCGGCUCGGAAUGCUUCGGUCCGGCUCCCGGAUGCCCGAUGCGCGCGGAGGAGGCUGCUGACGGAACCGGUUCAGGGAGGAUGUCAACAAGUGACGCACGAGAGUUGGAUCUGGGAGUCGGAGGAAGAAGAGGAGGAGGAAGAGGAGGGGGGGGGGAUCUGGUGACGCCUGCGGACCGAGUCAGACCAACACGGACAUACGAGAGAAAACAUCAGGAUGAAACAUCUGGAUCCAGGUUUGAGACUCGUCGUGGCGAUGAAACGACACACGAACAACGACUUUCAGUAUUAGUAUCUGGAGCGCACAGACCAGGAAACGAGGCCCGGGUCCAGAUCCAGGACCUGGUUGGACCCAGAUUUACCUCCUGCUUGUCCUUGAGACUCACCUCCAAACCUGAACCACAUCUCUUGUCGAAGCCGGACUCGUAUCUGCAGAGUCUGACAGAACCACAGAGGAGUCACAAACACCAGGUUAAUGGACAAAGUGACGCCUCAGCAUCAGUAGCCACCAACCAUCAGUCAUCAACGAAACCACUUCCUGUCCAGAAGGAAGAAGAACCCGUCUUCAAUGGCCUAAAGACCAGAUGUGACUCUGGUUUAAGUCACAUUUUCUCCAGCGGUGACUGUGGACCACAUCAGACCAAUGACCAUCGUGGACUUCAGCCCCAAAGGACUGACUCUGGACCAGCUGAGUUAGAGGAAGACCUGAAGGACCAUACAGAUCUUCAGAACCCCCCUAAACACCCUGCAGCCAUGUUGUCGUCCACUGUGGUUACGGUCUUGGCGCCACACUGGAGCGGCCGACUUCGACGGAACAAAAGACUAGAUGGAUCAGGGUCUCCAGAAGCCCAGGGGGGGCUACCAGAUGGAACAAACAGACCCAGUAGCACUGAGGCUAACCAUGCUCAUGGACCAUUUCAAGAGACUCAACGUGGUUGUGAUAGGAUGUUGGCGGAUAGACUGGAAACCCACGACCAUCUCCCAUUUCUUGCUACCAGGAGGAACACAGUGGGCUGGUCGUCUAAGAGCGGUCCCGCAAGUCUGGACUACGAAUCAAAGCGGAAAAUGGUUCAGUCUGUCUCGCUGGACGUGAACUCUGUCAGGACGAACAAACGAAACACAGACGUAUUUAGUCCAAGUCCUGUAUCUCCUCUGUCUCCAGUGUCUCCCAUGUCCCUGGACUCAAACGAACAGAGGUCACCACAAUCCAGACUCUCAGCUUUGAGCUCAAAACCGACAACAAGCAGUCUACUGUUGUCUUUAAGGAGGUUCAACUCCAACUGCAGGAGUUCCAAUGAAAACCCCUCUCUGGGUGAGAUGAACCCACAGCCUCUGAGUUCUCCAGAAAGUGAUCAGCAGGGGAAGAUGUUCGCAACUCACCUUUCCCAAACCUUUCAGCCGAGGAUUAAGCCCCUCCUUUCACCAACAUCCAUUUCAAAUCGGACUACUGACUCCGGGCCUAUGCUUUCCCCGUCGCCCACAAAUCACGGAGAAAGAAGCAUCUAUAAAACGACUAUCUUUUCAGCUUCACCCAUUAACAAAAAUGCAGAAAACACUCCUUUUACCCAACAAUCUCAGACCACCCAUCCCGACCUUUUAUGCUCCAAACAGACAUUUAUUGGCAGGCGAUCGUCAGAAAUACAACAGGGUUCAGACAACAGCCUGAACCAGCCUCCACAAAGCUCAGUCCCCACACCUAAACAUUCUCCAUAUGACCGGUCUGCACUAUUAAAAACCCAUUCUCUUCCUAUGAGGGCCACCAUGGCACCCACAUCCUACUGGAAACAAAUUUCUCAGGAUGGCACUUCCCCUGUAAGUCUCAGCGACACAACCAACAUCAAAAACAAGACAAACACACCCUUAGUCCCACCCUGUAGAAAUAAUAAUAAUGCCACAGGCUCUCCAAGUCCAACAAACAACAAAAGGUUUAAUAGUCAGUUCCCCAAUUAUAGAGACAACAAUAACACGGCAGAACCAGUCGGCAAAGGUAACAUGAACCUGGUUGUGAAGACACAGGGAGGGACCCACAACUUAAGACAAAAAAAUGCAGAGGAUUCACCUGUCAAAGGCCAGUACAGCUCAGAAUUCAACGCCCAAAUGCCAGCCCCUCAGAGUUUGCCUGAUGUUUUGUCUACUUCUAAAAUUAGUAGAGCUGCAGGACAAACGGUGCUGAGUCACUGCAAAGAGUUGAACAAACAUGAUGUAAGCGGUGGUUCAUUUGCUGUGAACGUAACUGAAUUGCCACCUACUAUGCUGAAUCUCCAAAGCUCAAAUACACCCACUGAGAGCAGCAGCCGCUACCGAAAUAAUCACUGUACACCCAAAACUAACAACACCCCCACCAUGACACAAAUCAGGGACUCUCACAACUUUACCAAACCAUCUCCCUCUGUUCAUAACACUUUCAACAAUAGUCUCGAUCUGGUCCAAAAUGCUAAAAUCGUCCCCUCCUUUCAGUCGCAUCCAGUUUCUUCCCAGACUAGUAUCCAUGCUUCAUCCCAAUCUGACACUCCGGUGUCAGUGUUGUCAUCUAAAGGGUCCAGCCUCACACCUCUUGGCUUUGAGCGAAGCUAUGCAGCUGUGCCUAAAUCUUACCAACCUAAAAUUAUGUCCAACCUGAUGCCCACAGUCGGGACUUUCUCUAAUACUAACUACUCUCCGGCAUUCUCCAACACCACCACCAGCCAUCAUUCAGUAACAACUACAGCUAGUCCUUCCUUUCUAACAUCUCCCACCACUGUUACUGUCUCUUCUCUACUAACCCCCCCACCCACCCCUGUCAUUACCAGCCCCAGCUACUCAGAAACAUGCAGUCCAAAGCAGGGAAGAACGUUCUCCAGCAUCUCAGACAGAGGUUCAGAAAAAUCACACCCCAAAGUCGAGGUGAAACGAGUUAGACGAGUAACAUGGGAGGACUCGGUGGAUCUGCAGCAAUCAACAGAGAAACCAUCUCCAUCCAACCCUCCCCCCAUGUCCCCACGAAGUGUCAAGUCUCCAUCCAUCUUCUCCUUUCUAAGAUCAGGCAGUCUAACCACAAACGCAACCCCUCGUUUUUCCCCAAUCCCCAAGGCAUCCAGUAUACAGGUGGGAAGAAGCGAGAAGUACCGCUCCUUAUCGUCCGACUCAGCAGAUUUCACAUCUAGAGAAAGAUCUGGUGCCACCGUCAGCUUUGACCAUGAAAAUCAGGACCUGAACACCCCCAGACAGGGAAGGACGCUAUCGGUGGAGUCCGGCACAGCUCAGAUUCGUUCCUCUGCUCCUCUGUCGCUGCCUCCUGACUUUUCAUGUGGUUAUAAGCAUCGUUACAGUUCGCCACCCUACUCGGCUCUAAUGUCUACCAGGUCGGCGCAAGGAGAAACUAAGUCUAAACCAGCAAGGUCCCCCCUCUUCCCACAGCAGUCCUCUCAAUCAAAUUAUACGUCCAGUUUCUCUUUGCGAACAGAUCCGGCUGCCGACACGACCACACCUAUAACCAAGCACUCUCGAAUGCCAAUCAGUCCACCCCCACUUCUUCCAUUGCCUUUCCAAAACAAAACUUUCUUGCACAACAAUGAUCAAGUCAAUAAUAAUCACAUUAAAAGUUGCAGCCAAGACUGUCAGAAUGGCCAAGUGUUACUCGUUGAUAACCGGGUUCAUGUCCAGGAUGAUGCGACACUUACCACAUCCUCAACAUGCGUAACUGAGACCUUGGUUUACAGUGUUAAAUCCAAAGAAAAUACAGGUAUAGGUCCCCGCAAGAACACCACAAAUAAACCUUCAAAACAUACAGGAAACACACCGAAUUCAGUUGAGAUGGAGUUAAGUCAACAUCCACAAACGGCUCUGAGAAAAGAACCUGCAAGGGAAUCGCAUAGUCCGUCGAAUCAGAGCUCCAGCGGUAGCAGCUCAACAGAAAGCCAGUCGCUUGAUGAAAACUGCAAAAGAAGAGUGAAGGAGAGCGUAAUCGGCAAAAGCAGGUUUUUCUCAGUAGAAAGUAAUAACGAACAAAGCCCAAAGAAAAGCCGUUUUGCUCUGAAGAAAAGCGUAAGCACGCCAAGCGCCGGUUUAUCGAGAUCAGAGUCGGAGAGGGUCGGCAAGGCCAACAACAAAAUGGACCAAGUCCUCAACAAGCUGAAGCAGACGUUCAGCACGAAGCGGUCAACCGAUGAUGAGCUGUCGUUUCCAUGGAAAUGGAAGCGGGCAUCCCAGACCCCUUCAGUCAGCGAGUUGAGUGACAUCAGCGGCACCGGUGCUAGUAGAACACCAGACGAACAAGACGGCAGGAAGAACGAUGAAAAGGAAAUGGAGGACAAAGAGAAAUGGGCACAAAAUAGAUACACACUCAUACCAGCUUCACCUGGAGGAAACGCAACGGCAGGAGAUAAACCAUCCAUGUGGUCAGAACCGUCAGACACUGAAACAGACCAGCAACAUGCUUUUGACGAAAGCAAAACCCAAGCUCAUCUGAAAAAACACAGUCCGACAUUACACCAGUUUGAGCUGAACAGUGACGCAGUAGAUUAUAAACCACCAAACCAGUUCCUCUCCUGUAGAGAGCCCAGCUCCAACACCUCUGCUGCCUUCAGAAAGUCCACAUCCAGCCCCAGAUCCCCCUUCUCCCCUUUCUCCUCACUCUCUCCGGUAUCCCUGUUUUCCUCACCAGACGUUUUGGACGACAGUGUUUUCUACAGCCCAAAGCUGCAGCGCCACAGAUCCUCAUCACCAUGUGAGCCUGGAGAAAGCAUCAGCUUAGUGGGUUCCAGAAGAAGCAGAGCGUCCACCGGUCCUCCGAGCGCAAGUCCAGAUCCAAACCAGGAGCGUUUGGCAACCUCCUAUGCAGACUUGAAGUAUGGCAUUGAACCGGGGAGGUCUUUCUCUGUGAGUUCAGUACUGUCCAGUCGACCAUCCGGACCUGGACGCAUCUCCACUGGAUCUAGGUUCAUGAGUGUCGGUGACCUCUCUGAAUCUGCUUUGUCCUGUCGACACACUGACGAUCUGGAUCCUUGGGCUUUGACGUCUGACAGGACCACGGAAUAUGAUCGCCAGCCCACUGGUGACCGUCGAGGGGCGUAUUUCCCCAGUGACCCUGGUAAAAUGAGGUCAAGAUCUCUUCCUCGAUCACUAACCCGGCGUUUGGCAAACUGUGGCUCAGGAGGUGCCACGACUCCACCGGCUCCGAUCAGAACAUCCUGGAGCCCCGACAUGAGCAUUGACCACAUUCCAUGGGAUACAGAAGGUCCGCCGACCCCCCCUCCGACCCCUCCUCUGUCCCCGGUGCCCAGACGCAUAUCCAAACCUCCCAGACUCUCCUCCCCUACGUUCCCCAGUUCUUCGGAACGACAACAGGACAACCAGUCCCCCAGAGGCCAUCUGCCCUCCAGGGGUUACAUCUCCAGCCUCAGCACCUUCGAUGAGUCUUCAGACAGCAACUCAGACACAACAACAGAUGACGAGUAUUACCUAGAGGAUGAUAAAGAGACGGAACUGUAAAAGAAGAGCCCAGCUGCUCUGACUCCGUUCUUCUGUUCAGUCUUUGGGGUUCUGGACUUUAUCAGGACGUAAGGAGAGACUUAAAAGAAAGGAGAUGUGUAAAGUGACGUCUGUUAUUUCUAUUUUGUCUUUGGAGAUCUGUGGUGCGGCUUUUUAAAAGUGGUGGUUACUGUUGUGUCAAGAAGACGUUAAAGGUGCUGGAGACUUUCGUGACCACUUUUUCAUCAGAUCUGUGGAACCUCAGUCACAUCCUCAGUAUCAGGAAUCUGGACGUCUGUCUGGAAGUCUUACUCACCUGAAUCUCUUGCGUUGCGGUGAACAGUUUCUUAGUGCCAUCCACCAGAAACAAACCAUGUGUUUACAGAUUGACCCGGGACGUCACUCGGGCAUCUUUGGAAUUUUGUCGCGAC
Sphaeramia orbicularis (orbiculate cardinalfish) is the source of this 5888-nucleotide messenger RNA. RefSeq lists its product as uncharacterized. The transcript has 5 exons. The record is from RefSeq and is a predicted model, not a curated record. Bases 49 to 5478 code for a protein of 1809 amino acids. Lineage: Eukaryota; Metazoa; Chordata; Actinopteri; Kurtiformes; Apogonidae.